Trichomonas vaginalis G3 is the source of this 2661-nucleotide messenger RNA. RefSeq lists its product as uncharacterized. Gene Ontology annotation, cellular component: plasma membrane; lamellipodium. Lineage: Eukaryota; Parabasalia; Trichomonadida; Trichomonadidae. Gene Ontology annotation, molecular function: protein binding. Gene Ontology annotation, biological process: cell migration; regulation of Arp2/3 complex-mediated actin nucleation. Bases 1 to 2661 code for a protein of 886 amino acids. The record is from RefSeq and is a predicted model, not a curated record. The transcript has a single exon.
AUGGAAAAAGUUCGGCAUUCAGCUAGAAAUUUCCAUGAACAAAAAGGAAAAUUUGUUAUUUUUUCUGCUUUCGGUAAAGUGAAAAAGACUUUCGGGUCAAAAGACGUAGUUAUUGUUCUUCAUGACGGUGGAGCAGCAUUAUGGGAUAAAAAAUGCGAAAAUGGACCGUUUUUAUAUGGCUCAUGGAUUACCCUACAGUCAUUAAAUAUAGAUAAUGAUAAAAUAACUCUUUCUUUCAGAAAUAAAGAUUCUGAUCCAACUGUUUUAGAAUUCGAGACAACAGAUUCUAAAUUUGCUUUUGGAGCUAUUGGUGAUAUUUUACAGCAUGUUCUUUACGGAUUUGAACAAGAAUCUCUCAAAUUAUCCAAAUUUAAGUUUUCUCCAUCGCGUCCGACAACGAUGUCAAUAAUGUCCCGAUUAAUUGAACGUGCAGAGACCGAAAAAAUGAAAAUAACUGGUGAUCAAAUCGAUAAAAUUGAAGAUAUUUUUGAAAUUUCCAGACCUGCGUUUAAUCUAUCGGAUAUACCAGAUGUGCAAAAUAUCCUUAUCGCUGUAUUCGAUAUCAUACCGAUGACUAGCUUCAUUAGAGAGUUAAUAAUUCCAAAUCUCGAUUUUCCAACUCAAUAUAGGAUAUUAUCGAUUCUCCUUCAACAGGCACCAUCUAUAUAUCACUUAACAUUUACUGGCGAAGCAAAUAAUCGAAUAGAAUUCUUUGAAUCUUUAAAUCCAAAUUCCAUAAAUUUGACUUCACUUUCAUUCAUAGAUACGAACAUAAAAAUACCAGAACUUAAUAAACUCUCAACGAUCAACUCUACGGCCAAUUUUAACUAUAUUUCGUUCCAAAACGCAUUAUCAGCCGAAGCCUUGGAUUUUUUAUACAACGGAUACCUCUCGGCAUCUUUGCCAAACCUAAUUUCCUUAAAUCUUGACAAUACAAAGAAUCUUUCCUUUGAUAAAAUUGCAAAUCAAAUUUCGAAGCUGAAAAUGCUCUCAGUUGCCAAUUGUAACAUAGAAAUCGGAUCUGCGUUGGAUCUAUUAACUACAAAUGCUCCAGAAUUGAGAUUUUUGAACAUGUCAUCAAAUUCAUGCGAAAACAUAAAGAAGAAACUUAAAUUACCACCAAAAUUAUCAUUUAUGUCAUUUGGCGAUGUUAGUUGGAAGCCAGGAACUCUUGUUUCUCUUCUAAAAAUUAUUUUUGAAGAAAUUCCAGAUAAUUCGAAAUUAGAUCUCUCAGAUGCCCAUGUAGAUGAUGAAGAAUGGCCAUCCGUAUUUAACUUCCUUGCAAAACAGAAUGGAAUGAGACUUCAGAAUUUUUAUUGGAGUAAUAACAAGAUUUCUCCUGAACUAUGCACUUUCUUUGACAACUUCCCUAAUCUAGUUGUUCUCUACAUGUCAGGAGUCCUCUCCGAGUCAUCUUUAGAGCUAGUUAACCAGUUUUCUGUUUCAUUACAGAAAAUGACCAACUUAAAGACCCUCAAACUCACCGGAACAGACACAGUAUUCCUUGGAACCCAAGGUUUGGCCUCUAUUUCGAAGGCUUUUGCUUCAUUAACAAAUCUUGAGUAUUUAGACUUAUCCGGGAACAAAAUCCGAGACGAGGGAUUCUCUACGCUCAGCAAUACCCUUUCGAAAUGCACGAACAUGAAGACAUUCGUUUGUGACAACAACGAUUUGGAAAAUCCAGAGUCACUUGUCAACUUUUGCAAACUUUAUCCAUAUCCAUACAGUUUCCCAUUGAACGACAUCAACAAAUUCGAGUCUAUUAAGAAGAUCCACAACUCACAAGUUAAUGAAGUUUGCAAAAGCAACAGAACCAAUGCAUCCCGCAUGAAUUUCCUUAGUCUUCUCCAAUCAGAUGCCGACAUUAAUUCUAAAUAUCCUAAACCGGCUAAGAAUCCUCUUGAUUCUCCUUCUAAUGUCUAUUAUUAUGAAUUUUGUUCACCAUUUCCUAACUCAAUUAGCAAAGAAUUUGGUGAAUACAUUAAUUCACUUGGAAAUCCCACUAAAACACCAUAUCCAAACAAACAAGAUUCCGAAGAAAAUUUUGUUCAUCAAAAGCCACGACGAAAGAUUGUUUCAGAUACAGAAGAUGAUGAUGAUGACGAAGCUGAAAAGAAUCCAGAGUCAGAUUCAUCCGAAACACAAUCAUCUAAGAAACAAGAGUUCAAACUUCGCAGCAACUGGGGCAAAUCUAUUACAUUUGAUGACAGCGACACAUUUGUUCCAAAACCACGUCCAGAAGGAGAAAAGCGGCGUCGCCUUUAUUCAGAUGCAGGUGACAAACCUUUUAAAUGUCCUAUUCCUAAGAUUCCACGUCCAGCUAAAGAAUCGGUCCAUGCAUCUAAGAAACGGACGAAACAUCCAGAUAUUUCAGACGAUUCAGACUCUAUUCAGUCACCAGAAAAAGAAGAUCAAAUGAUCAAUGUCGUCAAACCUAAAGUUAAACAAGUUAUUGUUCCAUCUCUUGACGGCUUCAGCAGCUCUAACGAGUCUACAGUUACAAGUGAAGACGAAGAAGACGAAACAUUCGAACCUAAAGAAGCAGACUGGUCAUUCCCUCUUCGAUACGUCCCUCCUCCUCAAGACACAGAGAAGAUCGUUCGAAAUCUUGGCGAUAAAUACAGUCUUGGAUCAUUAUUGACAGCUGUUAAGAGAAGCUGA